CUAAAAUCACAAGCAGAAUAGAAAAACACACUCCUCAUAGCAAAAGCCUAGAGCUUUUUUUUUUUUUAUUCGCCUCUCUUUCUUCAAAUCCAUUAUACAAUGAAGGGCGCUUACAGCAGCCCAAGAGUCCUUGCAGUGGUUCUCUUAUUUGCCAUGGCUACCACAUUAGUGCAAGGCCAGGGGACACGUGUUGGAUUCUAUUCAACUUCAUGUCCUCGAGCUGAAUCUAUUGUUACUUUAACAGUCCAAUCUCAUUUCCGUUCUAAUCCAGCCAUUGCUCCAGGCUUGCUGAGGAUGCACUUCCAUGAUUGCUUUGUGCAGGGUUGUGAUGCCUCAAUCCUUAUCGAUGGCCCUAACACUGAGAAAACUGCCGGGCCAAACCUUUUGUUGAGAGGCUAUGAAGUUAUUGAUGAUGCCAAGACUCAAAUCGAAGCAGCAUGCCCUGGUGUAGUCUCAUGCGCUGAUAUACUUGCCCUUGCUGCCCGUGAUGCUGUAGUUCUGACAAGUGGAGCGAGCUGGUUGGUGCCUACGGGACGCAGAGAUGGGAGGGUUUCUCAAGCAUCCGAUGCCUCCAAUUUGCCUGGCUUCACAGAGUCCAUUGAUUCACAAAAACAAAAGUUUGCUGCAGUUGGUCUCAACACUCGGGAUCUUGUUACCCUUGUCGGAGGUCACACCAUAGGGACUUCAGCUUGCCAGUUCUUCAGUUAUAGACUAUACAACUUCACUGCAAAUGGUCCCGACCCAUCAAUUGACCCAUCCUUUGUCCCUCAACUACAAUCACUUUGCCCACAAAAUGGUGAUGGCAACAGGCGCGUUGAUCUCGACACCGGUAGCGGUGGCAGGUUUGACACAUCCUUUUUUAAUAAUUUGAGGAAUGGGCGAGGGAUACUUGAAUCUGAUCAAAAGCUGUGGACUGAUGCUUCAACGAGAAGUAUUGUUCAAGGCUACUUGGGCGUGGCGGGUGUUCAACCACUGACUUUUAGCGUCGAGUUUGGGAGGUCUAUGGUUAAAAUGAGUAACAUUGGAGUGAAGACGGGUACUAAUGGUGAAAUCCGCAGAGUUUGUUCUGCAGUAAACUGAUACAGACGAUCGAUGUUGAGGGUUUUGAUGGUUUGCUAGCUUUAUUGGCACAAGCUGAUAAAGUGAUACACAGUAAUCGCUCACUCUUGUUGACUAAUAUAUAGUGUGUAAAGUGGGCAAUCGAAAUUGGACUGUCUUUCUUUUUUCUAUAAUGAUAAUGAAUAAUAAUCCAUCAAUCUAGAAGAUGUCAAUUGCAGUUAAUAUUUGACUUCUUGUCAUGUCUGGCUUUUGGCCUAUUGAAAAUCGCACAUUUUUUUAUAUUUUUCAUGCACCUGUAGAUUUUGAUAAUAUAUCAAUAUGAGGAAAGAAACUGUUUUAUUCCAUAAA
This is a messenger RNA of Durio zibethinus, 1407 nucleotides long. Its product is annotated as cationic peroxidase 2-like. The record is from RefSeq and is a predicted model, not a curated record. Lineage: Eukaryota; Viridiplantae; Streptophyta; Magnoliopsida; Malvales; Malvaceae. Gene Ontology annotation, biological process: hydrogen peroxide catabolic process; response to oxidative stress. Gene Ontology annotation, molecular function: peroxidase activity; heme binding.